UGGUAGGAGAGUGAAAAAAACAUCUGCACAAUCUACCUCAACACAAUCGCCAUUAGCCUUCCUCCCUUUCCCUCGUAUCGGCUACAGCUAAGGGUGUAGAAUACAGUAUUAUGGAACACUACUAGUACUUGUACUCUGUAAGUACGAGUAGCCGGGAUUUGGUUUGGGUUCGUAUAAAUAUAUCGAGUAACUUGGAAUGUGUGCACGGCUAGCCGUUCCAUUACUUGCACGACAUGUUUCUAAUUUCAUGGAUAUUACCAGCAAUGGUUUCCGGCAGGAGUGACUAUUAUUCCGCGGUCUGAAUGGAACGCGCGGAAUGCCACGUCCGAUCUCACCCGUCUGGAUCUUCCGGUUCCGUAUAUGGUGUUCAGAAAUAGCUACACAUCAUCAUGUUUCACUCUGGCGUCCUGUAAAACCACUGUUGCUGAGAUUCAGAAUACGCACAUGGAAAACAAUUUUUUCGACAUACCAUACAAGAAGUGAAGAUCAUGAGUUUAUGUACGUUGCUGCCCGGGCGGCCAAUGGCUUACUUCACUGUGCAAUGGAGAAAACCUACAUUAACCAGUCAGCAGAUGAAGCUGUUAUUGCCUUUGACAUCAACCCCCUGAUCAAAGAUUUCAUAUUGAAUCCGGGUUUGCUGGGUCAACCGACAUUCUUGCUAUUUCCGACAACCACAAUGUAUCGGUCUCCUUCGACGUCUUCUAAUUCAAACAGCAGUUACAACACUGCCACCAAUGAUUCUUCACCAAUCAUAAUGGAACCGUCAGUGGCGAUUGUGUGCCUCAAGCGGCGCAACCAGCAAAAGAAACAAGAUUAUCGACCGGCUAUUCGCAAAAUGGUUCCCGAAAAUCUGAUUGGCUACUAUGAAAUUCCCCGGUGGUCUGUUGGAUUGCGCGACGUUUGCCUGGGAACGGGGCAGUAUGGAACGGUGUACAAAGGAGUCUUGCUGGACAACAAAUCACGCAAAGCGCAGCUGAGCCGAUUAUCCGAGAGCCGUUCGGUCGCGGUUAAGAUGAUGCGUGAACAGCAUCCCGAUGGGCACAUGCAUUCUGGCUUCCUUCAGGAAAUUGGCAUUCUGAUGAGAGUGGGCCGACAUGUGAAUAUCGUCAACUUAGAGGGUCUUGUUCUCAAAGGAAAGCUCCUCAUGAUAAUGGAAUACUGCGACCUGGGAUCUCUCGAAAGUUAUCUCCGAAAGAUAAGAGCGGAAGGGUGCGAUAUUCAGAGCAUUGACAUUACUGAGUUAAUCAGCAUUGCAUACCAAAUAAGCCGCGGAAUGGAAUUUCUCUCUUCGAAAAAUGUCAUUCACCGCGAUCUGGCGGCUAGAAAUAUCCUUCUGAAUGCUUCGAAAACUGUCAAAAUUGCCGAUUUCGGAAUGGCGAGAGAGCAACCUGAAUACAUCUUGGAAAGGGAAAAGGUUCCGCUCCCGGUUUGUUGGAUGGCACCCGAGUCUAUCAUUCCCGGCCGUGGUAUCUUUACUACGCUCAGUGAUGUGUGGUCAUUUGGUGUUGUUCUGUGGGAGAUAUUCUCUCUGGGCGGUGCUCCGUAUGCAAGCGAGUUUCCCACUGGGAUCUGGUAUUCACAGUUCUGUCUUUUCCUUCAAGAAGGUCAACGAUUACAUACGCCGGAAUUGUGCCCAGAGUCAAUUGCGACACUAAUGACUGCUUGCUGGCAUUUCCACGCUGAGGAUCGGCCGCAUUUUUCCAGUCUAAGGCAAAGUAUAGAAACACUGUUAUCGAUGGCGGAGCGGACGCGGUUCAUUGGUCCCGAUACGGAGAAUGAGACACUUAAUGACUGCCUCAACAUCCCAAUUAAUUGUUCCAGUCCAUCUGGAAUUGUUCCAGUUCCAGCUCAUUCUUCGCCCGGAUCUGACACUUCUAGUCAAAUUGUUGUAAUGAUUUAGCGAGACAUAAAAACGCAGCAUGUGCAUGAUGCCUAUAUUUUCAAGCGCUCGAAUAUGGCGGCUGUUCAUAAGUGAAGCGUAAAACUUCUCCUAACUAACGACAUACUAUUGCAAGUGCUUCAAUCCUAGGGUAGCCCA
Molecule: messenger RNA, 2038 nt
Organism: Paramacrobiotus metropolitanus
Lineage: Eukaryota; Metazoa; Tardigrada; Eutardigrada; Parachela; Macrobiotidae
Product: fibroblast growth factor receptor-like
Exons: 10
Coding region: 317-1900 (527 amino acids)
Biological process (GO): multicellular organism development; protein phosphorylation; positive regulation of kinase activity
Cellular component (GO): signaling receptor complex
Molecular function (GO): transmembrane receptor protein tyrosine kinase activity; ATP binding
Source: RefSeq, a predicted model, not a curated record